AUUGGGUUUAUAAUUAUAGAUCCAACAAAAGAACCAAACCCAGUUCAAUAAUUCACCGUUAUUGUCAAAUCUAAUCUAAACCCAUCUCUCCUCUCACUCUCUCUUCCUCUCUGUAUUAAAAUAAAAAAGAAACUGCCCAAUUUUGACGCUUUGAGCGACACACAAGUACCAGAAUCAUAGUCAAGACUCGGUGAUUUCAGGGGAGAGAGAGAAGAGAUUAUCUUUGAUGGGCCUUAACCUAACAAUCGUUCUUCGAUGGCCAAAUCUUGCAUCAUCAUCAUCCUCUUAUCUAUUUUACCAUUCCACCAUACUAACAACACCAAUUUCCUUCCUUUUUUGAUUCUUUAUCGUUUGCCCAUUACUGGGCUUCACCUUCUCCUUAUCUUCCUUCACUCUCUUUUAUAGCUUUCACUCUCCUUUGCCGGUUCCUCCGGUAAGAGUUAUAAUUAAAUCCCUGUCAGAUUAGCUUCAAAGACUUCCAAUUUUCUUAAAGAUAAGAGGAAGAAAGUAUAUUUUCUUUUCUUUUGUUUUAUUCCUUACUAGACAAAUUCUCUACCUUUUUAUUUCAUAAAUACUUCCUUUAUUCCGUUUGGUACGAAAAAACAUAAAAAGGCAAUAAUAAAGAUUUGAACUUUGAAUAUCCAAUAAAGCAAGAAUCCUUAAUACGUCCAAUUGAGAUUGUUAUAUUAGCUUUUAAACAGUGAAUUACAAUGGCGUCUGUGUUUCUAUAUCAUGUUGUUGGAGAUCUGACGGUAGGGAAGCCUGAGAUGGUCGAAUUUUGUGAGACUGAGACGGUGGAAUCGGCGAUUCGGGCAAUCGGAGAGUCCACGGAGUGUGGAAUUCCAGUGUGGAAGAGGAGAUCGCAUGUGAAUAUGAUUGAGAAUAAUGAAAUGAGGCAACAGAGGUUUGUGGGCAUUCUUAAUUCUCUUGAUAUUGUGGCUUUUUUGGCUAAAGCUCAAUGCUUGGAGGAUCAGGAAAAGGCUAUGAAGACUCCAGUUUCUGAGGUGGUUGUUCCUGAUAACUCACUAUUGAAACAGGUCGAUCCUGCAACAAGAUUGAUUGAUGCAUUAGAGAUGAUGAAGCAAGGUGUAAAGCGACUUCUGGUCUCCAAAGGUACAGUAUGGAAAGGCAUGAGUAAACGAUUUUCAAUUCUCUAUAAUGGUAAGUGGCUCAAGAAUGUUGACUCCAGCAACAGCAGCAACAACCUCAUGGGCAACAGCAGCAACAACCUCAUGAGCAACAUUAGUCGUCCUUCAUCAUCUUCCACCACUAUUAGCCGGGACAAGUUCUGCUGUCUUUCCAGAGAAGAUGUCAUCCGUUUUAUUAUUGGCUGCCUUGGUGCUUUAGCCCCACUCCCUCUUUCCUCCAUCUCGUCACUUGGAGCCAUUAACUUUAACUACUAUUCUGUCGAAGCUUCUCUUUCAGCCAUUGAAGCUACACAAAAAUUACCCAAAGACCCUUGUGCAGUUGCCGUUGUGGAGCCCAUGCCAGAUGGCCAUUCUAAGAUCAUAGGGGAAAUUUCGGCCUCAAGGUUGUGGAAAUGUGAUUAUUUGGCUGCAGCAUGGGCUUUAGCCAAUCUUUCAUCAGGGCAGUUUGUGAUGGGUGUUGAGGAUAAUCUGACUGCAAGAUCACUUCCUGAUUUUACAGUAAACUCAACAGUCAGCGAUAAUAACACAGCUAAUGGCGGUGGAUCAACAAGACCGAAGAAAUUCAGCAGCAAGAGCAUUGGGUUCAAUCCAGGAAGCUCAAGUUUUGGAAUUGGCAGGAGCAUGUAUAGGGGCAGAAGUGCACCCCUAACAUGUAAGAUCACAAGUUCAUUGGCAGCAGUCAUGGCUCAAAUGCUUUCUCACAGGGCAACUCAUGUAUGGGUGACUGAGGCUGAUAACGACGAAGUUUUAGUUGGAGUGGUUGGUUAUGCAGACAUUCUGUUUGCUGUAACUAAACCACCUGCAUCCUUUAUUCCUAUUAAUCGAUCUACUGAGGGCUUUCCAACUGAAAUUCAAAAUUGAAUUUCAACUUAUUUAUUUUAUCUAUAAUAGAUACAUAUUUUUUUUGCAGUUGUAAUUUAUAUGCUUUGCUUCAGCAGUUUUGAGGUAUUGGAGCUUGAUGAGUUGUACAAUGUUGUAAUAAUUGAAUAAUGUUAAUGAUGCAAUUUGUGUGCUGUUUGUAUAUUAUUAUAGGGUAAUGUAUACAUAUACAUACUCUUCAAAUCA
Molecule: messenger RNA, 2213 nt
Organism: Ricinus communis (castor bean)
Lineage: Eukaryota; Viridiplantae; Streptophyta; Magnoliopsida; Malpighiales; Euphorbiaceae
Product: CBS domain-containing protein CBSX6
Exons: 3
Coding region: 711-2009 (432 amino acids)
Source: RefSeq, a predicted model, not a curated record